AUGCCGCCGCCCGAGUUCGACGACGGCGUCGAGCCAGCCGCCAAGCGCGCGCGUCUGGGCCCAGGCGCGCCAUCCGUGCCGGCGCUCGAGCUGGCCUAUCUCGGCCCGGAGGGCACGUACGGCGAGCAGGCCGCAAGGCGAUUCGCGCACCGCCUAGGCGUCGAGGUGUCGCUCGUGCCGUGCAAGAACAUAGCUGCCAUCUACGCCCACCCCGCGCCGUUCCUCUGCAUGCCGUUCGAGAACACGCUCCAAGGCACCGUGCUCGAGACGGUCGACUGCCUGCUGUCGCCGUUGGCCACCAAGCCGCGCACGCCCGCGGCGUACCGCCGCCCAGUGGCUAUCGCCGACACGGUGCUGCGUAUCGACCACCAGCUGGUCGCGCGGCGCGGCGUCACGAUCGACCAGGUGGCCUGGGUGCGCUCGCAUGAGCAGGCGCUCGGCCAGUCGAGCGCCUUUCUGGACGCGUACUUGCCCGCCGCGCGCCGCGUGCCCUGGCCUUCGACUGCGGGCGCGGUCGCGAGCCUGUUCGACGCGCCGAACGAGCCCGGUGCGGCGCUGUGCUCGGGCGCGGCGUACGAGCGGGAUAAGUGGCGCCUGGAGCUGCUAUACUCUGGCACGCAGGCCGUGAAAGACAACUUCACCCGCUUCCUCCUCCUCACGCGCCUGCCUGACAUCCCCGUCGUGCCCCAGCCACACGGGUACGGCUUCACGAGCCUGUUUGCGUGCGCCGACCCGCGCGCGCUGGUCGCAAGCCACGCACAGCGCAGCAAUAUCGUUGUGGCCACGCACCAGCGGCCCGCACCGCCAAACGUCGCCCCCGAGCCGUUCCCCCGCUGGGUGCUCGCCGAGGUCUACGAGCGCGACCCCGAGCAGCAGGACGUCGGGGGCACGCUCUGGCUCGGGACGUUCGAGAUGGAGAACCCCCGUGCUGCCGACGCCGUUCAAGCCGCCCAGCCAUCACCCUUCCACGCCCCAUCGCCAUUCCAAUCACCAUAUCAGUCACCCGCACAGACACCAACAACUAGCCAUUUCUACAGAAUUUAGGGUAAUAGAAGUUUAUAUCACAUCAUUG
Messenger RNA from Vanrija pseudolonga, 1072 nucleotides. RefSeq names its product Bifunctional chorismate mutase/prephenate dehydratase. Gene Ontology annotation, biological process: L-phenylalanine biosynthetic process. Lineage: Eukaryota; Fungi; Basidiomycota; Tremellomycetes; Trichosporonales; Trichosporonaceae. The record is from RefSeq and is a predicted model, not a curated record. Gene Ontology annotation, molecular function: prephenate dehydratase activity. Bases 1 to 1044 code for a protein of 347 amino acids. The transcript is spliced from 4 exons. Gene Ontology annotation, cellular component: cytoplasm.